AUGGCGUUACUACCCCGAGUCGCCCUGUGCUUCAUCUUGACGGUGAACGUUUUGACCGCAUUAAAUGUAUGCUGCCGAAUGCAGGAUGGGAGGAGUUGCGCCUCCACCCUAAUGAUCCACGUCAUCUGGAAAAUCAUCCUCGCCAUGGUGCUGAUGCCUACCGUGACCCUAUUCUCGUUUAUUCGAUUUGAAGAAUACAUGCACUCAUGGCCCUCAAAGUGGAUCGGAGCGAAAGUGCUCGUUUUGAUGUGGUUGUAUGCUGUAUUUUCGGUGUUUUCAAUAGUACUCCUCUCCACCCUAGCGCGCGGAAUGUGGGCCAAAAAAGCGCGGUGCCGCCGCAACAGCGUCGACAGCAAAAUUAGCAUAAUUGGAGCAACAGCCAACUCCAAUUCCGAGCUUGCCACCCUGUCUUCAGCCGAUUUGCUACCACAAGCU
This is a messenger RNA of Mesorhabditis spiculigera, 435 nucleotides long. NCBI's taxonomy places the organism in Eukaryota, Metazoa, Nematoda, Chromadorea, Rhabditida, Rhabditidae. The record is from the annotation of a GenBank genome assembly.